UGAGUCGGUGGCGGGAGAUUCCAGCAUGGCGGUGCAGCCGAAGCAGAACUUGUCUAUGGACAGCGCGUCGGAAAGCGGCUUUAUUAACUUCUUCUUUUCUAUGCCUGAGAAACCAGACACUACAGUCAGAGUGUUCGAUCGCAGUGAUUACUACACCGUGCACGGAAAAGAUGCUCUUUUUGCCGCGAAAGAAGUCUUCAAGACGAAUGGAGUCAUCAAAAACCUCGGCUCAGGCAGCAGGAGGCUGGAGAGUGUGGUCCUCAGUAAAAUGAACUUUGAGUCUUUUGUGAGGGACUUGCUGCUGGUCAGGCAGUACCGUGUGGAAGUGUACAAGAAUAAGUCAGGCGGCAAGAGCAGCAAAGAUCAUGACUGGCAAAUAGCCUUCAAGGCCUCUCCGGGGAACUUGACCCAGUUUGAGGAGAUUCUGUUUGGUGGAGGAGGCCUGGGGGAAGGGGCUGCUGGAGUGGUGGGAAUACGUCUGGGCACAGGAGGCGAUGGACAGCGUGUUGUGGGUGUUGGAUAUGUUGACAGUACACUCAGGAAAAUGGGUGUCUGUGAGUUUCCAGAUAAUGACCAGUUCUCCAAUCUGGAAGCUCUCCUGGUGCAGAUUGGUCCCAAGGAGUGUGUGCUUCCUGGGGGCGAUGUGGCUGGAGAUGUUGGUAAACUUAGACAGGUGAUACAGCGUGGAGGCAUUCUUCUUUCAGACAGGAAGAAGGCAGAGUUUACAACCAAAGACAUAGUUCAGGAUCUGAACCGCUUGCUGAAGGCUCGCAAGGGAGAGACAGUGUCAAGUGCUGCGCUUCCAGAGAUGGAGAAACAGAUUGCCAUGUCCUGUUUGGCAGCUGUCAUCAAAUAUCUGGAGCUGCUUUCUGAUGAGGCCAACUUCGGUUCCUUCAAGAUGACCACGUUUGACCUUAACCAGUACAUGCGUUUGGACAAUGCUGCUGUGCAGGCUCUUAACCUCUUUCAGGGUUCAUCUGAUGAUCCAUCUGGUACUCAUUCCCUGGCAGGGCUUUUGAACAAGUGUCGAACUCCUCAAGGCCAACGACUGGUCAACCAGUGGCUCAAACAGCCUCUGAUAGACAAAAACAAGAUUGAGGAAAGGCUAGAUCUUGUGGAGAGUUUUGUAGAGGAUUCAGAGCUGAGACAGAGCUGUCAGGAGGACCUGUUGCGGCGCUUCCCUGACCUGAACCGUCUGGCUAAGAAGCUCCAGAGGCAGAGUGCCAAUUUGCAGGACUGUUACCGGGUCUACCAGGCUGUGGGCCAGCUGCCGGGUCUUGUACUGGCCCUGGAGAGGCACACUGGGAAACAUCAAGUCCUAUUGAAUGCAGCGUUCAUUUCACCCUUUAACGACCUCAUCUCAGACUUCUGCAAGUUUCAGGAGAUGAUUGAAACUACACUGGAUAUGAACCAGAUUGAGCACCAUGAAUUUCUGGUCAAACCCUCUUUCGACCCCACACUGAGUGAACUGAGGGAAAACAUGGACCAGCUGGAGAAAAACAUGCAGGCAGCUCUGAACAGUGCAGCUCGUGAGCUUGGUCUGGAUGCAGGCAAGACAGUGAAGCUGGAAUCCAAUGCACAGAUGGGUUACUACUUCCGUGUCACCUGCAAAGAGGAGAAAAACCUGCGCAACAAUAAGAAGUUCACAACUCUGGACGUGCAGAAGAACGGAGUGCGCUUCACCAAUAGUAAGCUGAGCUCUAUGAAUGAGGAGUACAUCAAAAACAGGGAGGAGUAUGAGGAGGCUCAGAACGCCAUCGUUAAAGAAAUUAUCAGCAUUGCUGCUGGCUAUGUGGAGCCCCUGCAGACUUUGAAUGAGGUGAUAGCCCAGCUGGAUGCAGUGGUCAGCUUUGCGGUGGUGUCCCAUGCAGCCCCUGUGCCCUACGUGAGACCAAGGAUACUGGAGAAAGGCAGUGGCAGAUUGAUCCUGAAAGGGGCACGACAUCCUUGUGUAGAGGCUCAGGAUGAUGUGGCCUUCAUCCCCAAUGACGUAACCUUCACUAGAGGAGAACAGAUGUUCCACAUUAUUACAGGCCCAAAUAUGGGUGGGAAAUCCACAUACAUCCGUCAGGUGGGUGUGAUCGUACUAAUGGCACAGAUUGGCUGCUUUGUGCCAUGUGAUGAGGCGGAGCUGAGUGUAGUGGACUGUGUGCUGGCCCGUGUGGGUGCAGGGGACAGCCAGAUAAAAGGAGUAUCCACCUUUAUGGCGGAGAUGCUAGAGACAGCAGCUAUCUUGCGUUCUGCCACUGAGGACUCUCUGAUCAUUAUUGAUGAGUUAGGCCGUGGCACCUCCACAUAUGAUGGCUUUGGUUUGGCUUGGGCCAUCUCUGAGUACAUUGCCACACGUCUCAAAUCCUUCUGCCUUUUUGCCACUCACUUCCAUGAGCUGACUGCUCUGGCACAGCAAGUACCUACGGUCUGCAACCUCCAUGUCACGGCACUGACUACUGACAGCACUCUCACUAUGCUUUACAGGGUGAGAAAGGGUGUGUGUGACCAGAGCUUUGGGAUUCAUGUGGCAGAGUUAGCAAACUUUCCCAAACAUGUAAUUGCUAAUGCACGGGAAAAGGCUCUGGAACUUGAGGAGUUCCAAGAUAUCUCCAGAGUAGAUGAAGAAGGGGGAGAUGCUGGACCUGAAGCCAAGAGACGCUGCGUGGAGAAACAGGAAGGAGAGAAGAUCAUUGAGGCUUUCCUGGCUAAAGUGAAGUCGCUGCCAGUUGAGGGCAUGACUGAUGAAGCUAUCAAGGCAGAGUUGCGCAAACUGAAGGCUGAAGUGGUGAUCCAGAACAACAGCUUCGUUAAUGAGAUUGUGGCCCGAGCUGAGAAUGUGAAAAUGGUUUCAGUGUGAGAGGACUGUGCAGAGGUUUAUGAUGUGAAAUAGAUUUCCACUUCUUUGUGAAACAACCUAUGAUGAAUAUUAUAUAUUUUACAACUAUGUUCUUUUCUGUUUUCCCCUAUUAUCUAUGCACCUGUCUCUAUUAUGUCUUUUUCAUUAUUCUGUUUUUUGUAGUAAACUUUUUCUUUCUAUUUGCA
Molecule: messenger RNA, 3033 nt
Organism: Colossoma macropomum (tambaqui)
Lineage: Eukaryota; Metazoa; Chordata; Actinopteri; Characiformes; Serrasalmidae
Gene: msh2
Product: mutS homolog 2 (E. coli)
Exons: 16
Coding region: 26-2848 (940 amino acids)
Biological process (GO): mismatch repair; mitotic recombination; somatic recombination of immunoglobulin genes involved in immune response
Cellular component (GO): nucleus; MutSalpha complex
Molecular function (GO): mismatched DNA binding; ATP-dependent DNA damage sensor activity; ATP binding
Source: RefSeq, a predicted model, not a curated record